Molecule: messenger RNA, 1442 nt
Organism: Branchiostoma floridae (Florida lancelet)
Lineage: Eukaryota; Metazoa; Chordata; Leptocardii; Amphioxiformes; Branchiostomatidae
Product: U6 snRNA-associated Sm-like protein LSm8
Exons: 5
Coding region: 149-439 (96 amino acids)
Biological process (GO): mRNA splicing, via spliceosome
Cellular component (GO): U4/U6 x U5 tri-snRNP complex; precatalytic spliceosome; U6 snRNP
Molecular function (GO): RNA binding
Source: RefSeq, a predicted model, not a curated record
UGACCUUUCCCCUCGAAGAAGCAUGGUGGGAUAGCGACGCUACUGAGACGAAAAACCUCGCACAAUUUUUCCACAUUCUGGGACGAAUUCUGCACCAACAAACCCAUUCUUUGUUUCAACAAGACGAUAGAGAGAUUUGAGACUCCAGAUGGCAAACGCUCUUGAGGACUACGUCAACAAAACGGUUUCAGUCAUUACUUCAGAUGGCCGAAUGAUAGUGGGAACACUGAAAGGGUUUGACCAGACGACUAACCUCAUCUUGGACGAGAGCCAUGAGCGAGUCUUCAGCUCAGGGCAGGGUGUGGAGCAGGUGGUGCUGGGACUGUACAUUAUCAGGGGGGACAACAUAGCCGUGGUAGGAGAAAUAGACGAUGACAUUGACACCAGAUUAGACAUGGUGAACAUCAAGGCAGAACCUCUCAACCCAGUGGUGCACUGACACUCGGGACUGCGCUAGGACCUUCAAGCAGAUGUUGGAAGGGAAGAUCCUGACAUCUUUCCAUUCCCCCAUUUUUGUUGUUGUUGAGAUGCUUCUGUUACAAAACAAGGCAGUCAGAAAAAGCUACAAGUUUCUGUGUCUGCUUUGAUCUUGACUGAACUGUACAUUCACUCUUUACACUGUUUUGAGUCAAGGAUUCAUGUAAGACAAUGGCAGUAGCCACAGAUAGUCCUGUCAUAUACUCGCUUUUGAACUCAAGUUUUGAUAAUAAUAUCCUUAUACUAUAAACUACUAGUACUUACUGCAUCUUUUGUACAAUGUAGAUAUCAGGUAGUAUUACAAAGUGUGAUCUGGGACUAUUGCAAAUUAAUCCCAUCAUAGGUUGUAUCUGUGUGUAUCCCUGGACUUUAUAUGCAAGUCAUCCUCAUGAUCUUUUGUACAUGACAAUCUGUGUUUAGCAAAUGAGAUUCUUUCAAGUGGCACCAGGCAUACAGUGUUAGUCUCACUACUAUUGUCACAAAAAAGGAAAGGGCAAAGGAUGUCCUUUCAUGCUGUCCUGUGGUAAAGCUAUCAAGAUUAGUGUCUGGAACAAGGCCUGUGAGAAGCCCUCACUCCUAUACACGAUUAUCUCACAUUCCAAAACGUGCAAAACUCUUCAAUCGAUUAUUGCACAUGUAAGUGUUUCCUGUUUGAAUUGUUCUAAAAUUGGUCAUUGCUUUAUUGUUAACUCAUACUGAACCCUUUCCGCUUUUGUUUAUCUUACCAAAGUACCUCUAGUUACUAAUUUAUGCAGUCAGUUUACUAAGCAAGUGCAUCUUAUGUUUGUUUUGAUGAUGAGGCUUCUAUUUUCAUGUUCAAUGUGUAUUACAUUUUUGUAUUUCCGAAUUUGAAGGAUAGUUUACAUGUGUAAGUAGUAGUACAUUGUGUAAGCUUUUAAGUACCCAUGGGUCAUUAAAGAAGGUUGGGGGUAGAAUUGAAGAAAUAAAGUUUUUUAAUGAAUUGU